ACGAGCAGGUCCCGAUGCGCGAGUCACGGCAACGCUCGGUGGAGAUGAAGGCGGACUCCGACUGGCUCUGAUUUUUAAAAGCCCUUUUCAUUCAGGAGGUUGGUUGCCAAUGGUUAUCAAUAUGGCAGAACCGUUAUCCCAGGCACCCACCGCUGCAAAAAUGGCGUCACUUAACCGGGUCCGAGCUUUGGCGAUGAUUUUCUUAACCGUCACUGGCUGUUGUGUCACCCCGACAAGUGGCAAGGAAGGGUCCGAGGAGACCGUCAUCAUCGGGCUCCGACUGGAGGACACGGACGACAUUUCCUUCAUGGAUAGGGGCUACCUGCGGGUGAGUGAGCGGUCUCGGGUGAAAUUAAGGGUGUACGGGCAGAACAUCAACAACGAGACCUGGUCUAAAAUUGCUUUUACGGAACAUGAGCGGACCCGGGCGGUAGGGAGCCUUGACAGCUCCUCGGGGGAUAACCAGAGCCAGGAGGACUCGUCCGGCUUGCAUCCCUGUGGUAUUAGGACUUCGGAUAUAAUUAUAUUGCCCAACAUCAUCUUAAAUCGAAAGACGUCGGGAAUAGUUGAAAUUGAGGUCAAACCUCUGCGAAAGACGGAGAGGAGCAAAGCGUACUACCUUUGCAUCGCCACCUCGUCACCGGCCGUGGCUGGGAUGCACGACCCGUGGACGGAGAACACCUGGAUCUACCACGACGGGGAUGACACCAAAGUGAUAGUGGUGGAGGAGAAAAAGUUUCUGCUGCCUUUCUGGCUCCAGGUCAUCUUCAUUUCCAUGUUGCUUUGCCUGUCGGGAAUGUUCAGCGGGUUGAACUUGGGGCUCAUGGCUCUGGACCCCAUGGAGCUCCAGAUAGUCCAGAACUGCGGCACGGAAAGGGAGAAGAAUUACGCCAAAAAAAUCGAGCCGGUCAGGAGCCAAGGGAAUUACUUACUUUGUUCGCUUCUGCUCGGGAACGUGCUGGUGAACACCACGCUGACCAUCCUGCUGGAUGAUAUCGCCGGUUCGGGUUUGAUCGCUGUGGUCAUGUCCACCAUUGGAAUAGUCAUUUUUGGUGAAAUCGUGCCUCAGGCCAUCUGCUCCAGACAUGGCCUCGCAGUCGGCGCUAACACAAUAUUCCUCACCAAGUUCUUCAUGCUGCUCACCUUCCCGGCGUCCUACCCGGUGAGCAAGCUGCUGGACUACCUGCUCGGACAGGAGAUAGGAACCGUGUACAACCGGGAGAAGCUUUUGGAGAUGCUGCGCGUCACGGACCCCUAUAACGACCUGGUAAAGGAGGAGCUGAACAUAAUCCAGGGCGCAUUGGAGCUCAGGACUAAAACCGUAGAGGACGUGAUGACCCCGCUGAGAGAUUGCUUCAUGAUCCCCGGGGAUGCCACCCUCGACUUUAACACCAUGUCUGAGAUUAUGAAGAGCGGCUACACCCGUAUCCCGGUGUUUGAGGGCGAGAGGUCUAACAUAGUGGAUCUGCUGUUUGUCAAGGACCUGGCAUUUGUGGACCCGGAUGAUUGCACCCCUCUCAAAACCAUCACAAAGUUUUACAGCCACCCGUUGCAUUUUGUGUUCAAUGACACCAAGCUGGAUGCAAUGCUGGAGGAGUUUAAAAAAGGAAAAUCCCACCUGGCCAUAGUUCAGAGGGUGAACAAUGAGGGUGAAGGAGACCCUUUCUACGAGGUUCUGGGUAUUGUCACACUGGAGGACGUUAUUGAAGAAAUUAUCAAGUCUGAGAUCCUUGACGAGACUGACUUGUAUACUGACAACAAGACAAAAAAGAAAAUCACCCAUCGGGAAAGGAAGCAGGAUUUCUCGGCCUUCAAGCCUACCGACAAUGAAAUGAAGGUUAAAAUAUCACCUCAGCUUCUGCUGGCUACCCUGCGUUUCCUAGCAACAGAGGUCGAGCCUUUUGCACCAGUGCAAAUGUCAGAAAAGAUUCUGCUGCGCUUGUUAAAACACCCAAAUGUUAUCCAGGAGCUGAAAUACGACGAGAAGAACAAGCGGGCAGUGGAGCACUACCUCUUCCACAGGAACAAGCCCGUGGAUUAUUUCAUUCUCAUUCUGCAGGGGAAAGUGGAAGUGGAGGCAGGAAAAGAGGGGAUGAAGUUCGAAGCGGGUCCAUUCUCCUUCUACGGGAUGAUGGCUCUGACAGCGUCGCCAGUCCCUCUUUCCCUGUCCCGUACAUUUGUGGUCAGUAGAGCUGAAUCAUUAGCAGGAUCUCCAGAGAAUAAAUCUCCGCCGCGGCCGUUCGGACUGAAUCACUCAGACUCACUGAACAGGAGUGAUCGUAUAGACGCCAUCACCCCAACGCUCGGCAGCAGCAACAACCAGCUCAACUCCUUCCUGCAGAUCUACAUACCUGACUAUUCUGUCAGAGCGCGCUCAGACCUGCAGUUUAUAAAGGUAACACGCCAACAGUACCAGAAUGCUGUGAUGGCAUCGCGGAUGGACAAAACGCCCCAAUCUACAGACAGCGAAUUCACUAAAAUUGAGCUAACGCUAACGGAGCUCCAUGAUGGAGUGGAGACCCCCACCGUGGUCGUCACCACCGCCAGCACCACGAGCACCACCCCAGCAGUAGCCGUAGCCAUAGCCAACGAGACGUCCCACUUGCUCAACCAGCAGCAGAACUGUGUGGGCCUAAGUCGGAGCAACCACAGCGCCCAUAACGAGGGACCCAUUUAGCCCACGCCGAUACCCGGUGGAGACCCAGAACCUCCACCCUGUCUCAUGGACACACACGGAGGGUGUUCUAGAUGAUGAUGAGGGAAAAGUGUGGAAGUGGAGGCGGGCGGAGUGAAGAUUCUGCUCCAAGCAGUAGCCCCCAGUCAGUCAGUGAGACCCUUUCAUGGAGGGGCAGGGGGGAAGACGGGUGCCGUGACACCCCAAACACCCCCACUUGAACACUGUCAGAAUCCCUGCUGUACUUCAUCCUCUUACAGAGGGCGCACUCGGACAGUACCUGCAACUGAGCUUCUUUUUUGGGACAAUCUGACACUUUCAUAGCGGUGACUUGGACUGGAGGACAACAGAGCGCAUGCAAUCCCCCCCGUCCCCCACCCGGAAAAGACACAACAGACAACACAACACUUUCUCCUCAGGCCAAAGACUUUGGUCCCCCCCUUCUUACACUGGACUGUUUUUGCACACACACAUUUGCAUUUUCGCACACACACUGACACGUCCCACCUGUGCGUUCAUCAGGGAGGCUCAGUCGACUGUUGAUUCCAUCAGCAAGAACUCAAAACCCAAACAUGCAGAGAGCAACGGUUAGUCAAAGACUGCACCAAAAACCGCUUUGAAAGAAACCGUUAAACCAUGAACCAAGAAUGUUUUCCUGUAUUUAUUUAUUUUAUAAUAUUGUAUGUAUAUAUGUCUGCGUGGAGACAUGAUAUGGCAUAAACUGGCAUAAGAGCAUGCACGAGCAUGUACACAGAGCUGUGUGUGUGGUACAUGUGUCAUAUCAAUAAGGACAUGCUACAUAUAUGGAGAUGAACAUCCAUUCAUGUAUAUGAGGAGGUGAAGGUCUUUUACAGAUACAGUAUGUAUAUUACAGAUCUUGCUAUUUUUACUAUUAUCCUAAAUCAGGCUUAUGGUACAUUAUCUUUUUCACCUUAAAAAAAUCACACUAUUGCCUUUAAGAGAAAUCACAUAAUUAAUUAUUUUAACAAAGUGCAAUGAACCACAAUUUAUUUAAGAGAUGAUUACAAAUUUUAAAAAUCACUGUAUUAUAAAUUGACAGAUAUAUUUGUAUGUACUGUAUGUAUGUGUAUAUUUGUUUUUGAAAAAAUGCUAAAGUGCAGCCAUCCACAAGCAAAACUGUCCGUAGUCAGCCUCUCUUUCUCUUUGUCUCUGUCAUGUUUUUGCAUCGUUUGACCUCAAAGCGCCUCUUCACUAUAUUCAAAUGAGAGUUCUGAUGCCUAGACUUGUCACCACAGGGCGGGGCAGGGGAGGGGGCUAUCAGGUGGUGGCGGUGUUGGUGAAGGUGUGGAUAAAAGUGGCCACAACGUGGUCCUAUGCAUGUAGAGCUUAUGUGUCUUAUAUAUUUUGCCAAUUUUAUGCAUAAUCAAACUUGAUAAUUGCACAGUAUUAAUGACCUCAUCUAACAUGUUGAGCAUCAUCAACGUCACAAAAAGCAACCUCGACAUUAAACGUGUCCAUUAAUGAUAAACAGCUGUGAUUUUCCACUGUUUAUGUGUGCAUCUCUCUCUCUUUCUCUCUCUCUCUCGCUCUCUCUCUUUUUUUUGUGUAAAUUUAUUUGUGUGUUUUCACAGAACACAGCAGGCAUGUUUUAGUUUUUAAAAAGCUAUUUUUUGACAGCAGGGAAUGUGAAAGAGACUAGACUCAUUUAUUUUGGCUCCUGGCACAAUAUAGAAAUGUAAUUAUUGAAAUCAUAUAUCACAGAUAUGUAUUCUUCCUUUCAAGACCUUUCCAAUAUACAGUAGAUGAUUAGAUGAGAGGAUUCAUUUGACUUGUGUCUUUACAUGGAUGUUAAAAGUCCAGUGUGCACAAUUUGCAGGGAUUUAAGGAGCUCUAACUGCAGAAACAGGAUAGAAUAUUCAUAACCAUGGUUUCAGUAGUGUGUAAUCACCUUGAAUGAGCCAUUUGGAGAGUGUCUGCCAUGUUUCUACAGUGCCUCAGAACAGACUGUCUCCUGUCUUUUUUCUGUUUUCACACCAGUUUCAUUGAACCUUUUGGGGUAGCAUCCAACAUUACAGGUUAUUUCCUUCUACUACUGUGUCUGAGUGAAGAACAGGGUUAAUGUUCCCAGAAAAAACAGACAAGAAUGGAUAAAACACAUACUAAGAACUAUCAAGGGACUUUAGUGCUUUUAGAGGCCAGUGAAGGUCAGAGGUCAGGGGUCAGGGUGAGGGCAGAGUAAGCUCACCUGGAUGUGACCACAUACUGGUUGUACACUGAACCUUUAUCCUUCCAUUGUUUUAUUACAUCAGUAGCAGCUGGUUAGUUUAGCCUGAAGACAGGACACAGAGCUGACUCUAAACUAAUGUCAUCUGUCGACAGCAACUAAACAGAAAGUUCCUGUGUCCAGCUGAGUAGCGAUGCCAUCACAUGAACCCAUUUUUUCUGCUUUGGUUUAUUUAUACAGCUUAAACAAAAGCUUUAAAAUGUGUUAAUAAGUGUGGCUACUACUGGGCAGAUCACUGUGCUAAGCUAAUCUACGCUAGCCUCCACCCAUUACACACUGAUCCUCUCAUUUAAUUCUUAGUAAAAACUAAAGUAAGUGUAUUUCCAGACUUGGUAAUCAUGUUCAUGCAUUUUUUUUCCUGUAUAUUUUCCCCAUGUUUAUUUUACCUCAUAAAGUCAGGAAUGAGCCUUAGGAUAAUUUCUGUUCUUGAAAUGUUCAGUGAAUCUUAUGUAGUAAAAUUCUUCUUAUUUCAUUUUAUAGACGUGUAGAUUUUUACUCAUUAACUUUAAGAUUAUUUUCAUUUCACUUGCACGUCUGUACAUGUAUGCACAUUACAGCACAGUCAUGUCCUGGAGUUGAAUCUCUUCAUAUUCAGUUGCAGAUUGUGUCCACUGAUGGUCACUGUUUCCUCAUGUAACUCUGAGUGUGUGUGUGUGUGUGUGUGUGUGUGUAGGGGUGUGUGUGUGUGUUUCACAGUAUCUGAACACAGCACACAUGGACAAACAUGAGGGCGUCCUUCUUGUAUAACCCGACCUAGAGUACAUCUGCAUUGUUUGCCACUCUUUUCUCUUCAUGUUUACUUGAAAGUGCUCCUAUGCAGCAGAUCCACUUGUGCUCUGCAGGGACAAUCACUCCAGAGAUGAAGAAACCAUUCCAUUGUUAACAUUGUGCCUGUGAUAUUCGUUCUCUGCUUCCCAGUGCCUGAUAGAAUGGCUUCGAACACACACAACAGGAAACACACAUACACACAGUCACCUUCACUCUCUUUGCUAAACACAGACCAUCAUCCUACCGUCACGUGAAUGCUUUGCAGGCCUGUUUUUAUUUUAACUGAUGUUCUGUCCUGUCACAGUGCUGCUACUGUACCCAUGUGCUGUCCAUUCUGCUUCUACCUGAGGACCACAUUCCCUUUACCCCCUCCAGCUGGUGGUUUAAUAAAAAA
Molecule: messenger RNA, 6081 nt
Organism: Sphaeramia orbicularis (orbiculate cardinalfish)
Lineage: Eukaryota; Metazoa; Chordata; Actinopteri; Kurtiformes; Apogonidae
Gene: cnnm2b
Product: cyclin and CBS domain divalent metal cation transport mediator 2b
Exons: 8
Coding region: 110-2677 (855 amino acids)
Biological process (GO): magnesium ion homeostasis; transport
Cellular component (GO): plasma membrane
Molecular function (GO): magnesium ion transmembrane transporter activity
Source: RefSeq, a predicted model, not a curated record